Molecule: messenger RNA, 1236 nt
Organism: Dendrobium catenatum
Lineage: Eukaryota; Viridiplantae; Streptophyta; Magnoliopsida; Asparagales; Orchidaceae
Exons: 1
Coding region: 245-1063 (272 amino acids)
Source: RefSeq, a predicted model, not a curated record
GAGCAAGAAUUAAUCCGGCACGUGCACGUCCCAAAAAGCUUCUCGACUGCCACGUCCUCCUUCCUCUCCCUCUAUGCUGGCCACGCGUCCGCCUGACGUGUACCCUCACCUUCUUCAACCCACCACCGUACAAAGCACCCUCUUCCUUCCCAUCAACGCUCACGAAUUCUAUCAAACACCUUGCCUGCAGAAGUCACAUUAACUGCAUUCCUUGCCAUAUUCCCCUGCCUCUGUUUCUCAGAAGAUGUCGGGCCUCUCGCUUGCCGUAGCACCGCGCUCUGUCCCAGCCGCACCACCACCAACCUCCUCGGACGCAGUAAAGACCCAGAGCAUGAUGGGCGGGGUGAUGGGAUCUCUCCGAGUAAUCGAGCUACAGCUGGUCGCCUUCAUACUGGUCUUCUCCGCAAGCGGUCUCGUUCCAUUAUUAGACAUCAUCUUCCCCGCCUUCGCCACAAUCUACGCUCUACUCAUUUCUCGGUUCGCAUUUCCCUCCUCUAAACAUGCUUCCAGCGAGCAGCGCCAGAUCUUCCACGGAUCGCGAAUGUUCCAAGUCUAUGUAGUCAUAGGGACGACGCUGGGACUUUUCCUGCCGCUUGCGUACGUUCUCGGUGGAUUCGCUCGUGGCGACGAUCAUGCGGUGAGAUCUGCAACACCGCAUCUCUUCCUUCUUUCCUGUCAGAUCUUAACGGAGAAUGUUAUUAGCGGAUUGUCGCUCUUUUCGCCGCCGGUGAGAGCGAUCUUGCCGAUUCUAUAUACUGUGCGGAGGAUCUUUGUGAUUGUGGAUUGGAACCAUGAUGUGUGGCUGAACAAGACAGUUCCGGCGGUGGCUCCGAUGAAGGAUUUAGCGUGGCUUUGGUUUGGGAGGGGAUUGGCUUUGGUUAACUUGGUCUAUUUUGCAGUCAAUCUGUUUGUGUUUUUAAUUCCGCGAUUUUUACCGAGGGCGUUCGAGAGGUAUUUUAAGGAGAGGGAUGAGAUUCAAGAGAAGAAGGCGGACGACGAGCCGGCGGGCGACGGCGAGAUUCCGGCGAAUGGCAAAGAAGAGAAAAUUAAGAAGGAUGAUUGAGUGAGGGGCGGUUGUUUUAGAUUUAAUUUGUCUUUUACUUUCGGCGUGUCUGUGUAGAGAAACUGAUUGCCUUUAGAGUUCGUAGUUGUUGAAUUAUGGAUAUGGUUUUUUACUUAUUUUAUGUAUGCACAGAAAGAUGAUUCAGUCAUUAAGAAUAAAUAAUGGUUUGGAUA